AUGAUUAGCAGCAAAUCCAUCUUGUUCUCAUCUGCCAUGAGUGGUACAGCAACGCCGCACCGAUUGCGGAUCGGAAUGGCGCUGAUUGCUUUGGUCUGUGUCUGGUCGCAGAUGCAUUCCGUCCUUAAAUUUGGAAGAGACAACGAUUGCGGUCUAGUAGUAGAGGACGAUUGCGACAUGAUGGACGGUUCCCGGCUCCGAACAACAACGAGUCACAAGCAAGAGCCACGGAACCUCAAGACACCCAAAGUGUUGCCCCGACAAGACAUGUUGGCCCGGGCUCAAGCCAAGCAGAAACAACAGCAACAAGAACAACAACUAAAACCAGCCAAGCAAGUUGAACAAGACGACGAUGACAGCGACGACAGCGACGACGAAGAAGAGCAAGCAAAAGGUGAACAAACACAGGAACAACAACCACAACAACAACGAUCUCAGAAGUUGUACCCGCACAAGGUCUUGACACCGGAAAUGUUGGCAAAAGAGGCCAAACAACGACAAAUGGCCCAAGACGAAGCCAAAAAGAAUCCACGCAAACGACCACCCAAAUUCCUCAACAAGGUGGGAGUAGAAAGUGAACCGGAACAUGCCACACCCACACCCCAAUUCUUCAAUCAACUGGCCGCCAGCAAUGAUACAUCCAUCCGUCCUUGGGGAUGCACCCCCCGGAAUGAAACACCCUUUAUCUUUGUGCACAUUGGAAAGGCUGGUGGAGGUGGUGUUAGAUCACGGAUGGCAGCAGCAGCCUUGGAAUACAACCGCACUGGAUGGCAUCGCACCCAUCAAGAUCCAAACUACUAUUAUCCUGUCUAUGAUGAGUUUGGGGACAUGCACAAAGGAAAAUUCUGGUCAUCCACUUACCCCAGUUGGAUUCCACAAUCAUUGCCACAGUUCCAUGGUGAGUUUCAGUAUGAGGGAUUUGGAUUUUGUGGUGCCACCACACCACUUGGAUCUGCCAUUGCCUGUCCCAAUGAACAGGUCCCUGAGUUUUGCAAGGACUAUGACAAUGAUACCGUCAGUGAGACUCGUUGUGAUCUGGUCUAUGUGGGGCACAAUGUGUUGGGGAGUGAAAUGCACUGGUUGCCAACCUCCUAUCUGGUCAAUUGGUGGAACCACUCACUAUGGGGACAAGACCGAGAGAGCCACUUUGUGACACAAUUAUUGGAAGAAAGGAAUCUUCAGGUUGUCAAGAAGUGGCAUGUACCCAACAAAGUCAAGGAGAUUGUGGGUGGAGAAAGAAAACUUCCAAAGAUUAACUGCGAGAAAGGUCCCUACCACUACCGCGACUUGAGACGAAAUUACAAACGAUGCUUUCAACCCAAAGAAGCAGUGGUGGAUAAAGUCUACCAUCACAUUAUGGGCCAUGAUGAUCCAAUGCAGGCAGCUCGUCUUACGGCCAGUCUCCCACUUAUGCGAGUCACAGUGCUGAGAGAGCCAUUUACAUGGCUGCUCUCCAAAUUCUUUUGGCACCCGCAGCAUUGGUCACGAAACAACACUGAGGUGGUCCCAGAUAAAGGCCUAGGGAGCAACAAUCAGCGCAAGAGAAUAGACAAAGAAAAAGGGCGUGUCACUCCCCCAUUUGUCAAAUGUGAUGAUUUGGAGGAAGCAGCCGGAUGGGUAGAGAAUCGUGCCAUGUCCUACCUGUUCUACCUAUGUGGAGAACACUGCAUGGGUGCCUGGGCAACUGGGACACUUUCCAUGGAAGAUUUGGAACGACAAGGUGCCUACAAUCUAAGAAAUUCUUUUGCUGUGGUAGGUUUGCUUCAUAAAACUGAUGAGUUUUAUGAAAUGGUGAAGCAUCGGGUGUUUUACAUGGACACCUCCUUGAAUCCAGAUGUUGUUGGCAAAUCACACCAAACCAGCACUAUGCCAGAAUCCAAAAGAUGCAAAAAUGUCUACAAGGAAACUGCGUUCCAGGAAGAGCUGUUGUCCAGGUCCGCAGCUUUGAGAGCCUUGAAUCGAUUGUACAAUGUUGCAGUGGAAGUCAAUGAGUUCCAGAAGCAAGAAAUGCUGCAGUGUGGCUACAAGAUUACUCCAACUCUCACCAGUGAACCAUCUCUUAAGAAAGUGAGUAGUACUUCAGCCAAGCAAGGAGAUGAAGGAGGGAAAACAGGAGAAAAACAACAAGGGCAAGCACAAGACCCGGACAAAGUCUUGACACCAGUGGCUGAAGAGGCCAGACAAAAAAGAACAGCUGAAGAGGAAUCCAAAAAGAACCAGCCAACCACACGAAAACCUCCACCACAAGUUUUGAACAAGGUUCGUGUGAAAAGUGAACCAGAGCAAACCACAGCUACCCCACAAUUCUUCAAUCAACUUGCUGCAGGCAAUGACACAUCCAUCCGUCAGUGGGGUUGUACACCGAGGAAUGAAACACCCUUCAUCUUUGUUCAUAUUGGAAAGGCUGGUGGAGGUGGUGUGCGAUCUCGUAUGGCAGCCGCAGCGUUGGAUUACAAUCGCAGUGGAUGGCAUCGUAUCCACGAGGAUCCAAACUACUAUUAUCCCGUCUACGAUGAGAAUGGGCAAAUGCACAAGGGCAAGUUCUUGGCUUCGAUUUACCCCAGUUGGUUGCCCAAAUCACUACCACAGUUCCACAGCGAAUUUGAGUAUGAGGGGUAUGGAUUCUGUGGUGCCACCACACCACUAGGAUCGGCCAUUGCCUGUCCCAAUGAACAGGUGCCUGAGUUUUGCAUGGACCAUGACAAUGAUACUGUCAGCGAGACUCGUUGUGAUCUGGUCUACAUGGGGCACAAUGUGUUGGGGAGCGAACUGCAUUGGUUACCAACCUCUUACCUUGUCAAAUGGUGGAACCAUUCCUUGUGGGCACAAGACCCAGAGAGCCAAUCAGUGGCACAAUUAUUGGAAGAUCGACAUCUUCAAGUUGUGAAGAAAUGGCAUGUACCCGACAAAGUCAAGGAGAUUGUAGGCGGAGAAAUGAAACUCCCCAAAAUUCGCUGUGAGAAAGGCCCCUAUCACUACCGCGACCUGAAACGAAAUUACAAACGAUGCUUUGAACCCAAAGAAGCAGUGGUGGAUAAAGUCUACCAUCACGUAAUGGGUCAUGAUGAUCCCAUGCAGGCAGCUCGUCUUACAGCCAGUCUUCCUGUUGUCCGUGUCACUGUCCUGCGAGAACCCUUCACCUGGCUACUAUCCAAAUUCUUUUGGCAUCCACAGCAUUGGUUAAGCAACAAUACAGUUGUGGUCCCUGAGAGUGGACCAUACCGCAACAAUCGACGCAAGGACUUGGACAAACAAAAGAACCUUACCACCCCACCAUUUGUGAAGUGUGAUGACCUGGAGGUAGCAGCCGGAUGGGUAGAGAAUCGUGCCUUGUCAUACAUGUUCUAUCUUUGCGGGGAGCAUUGCAUGGGUGCUUGGGGUGCUGGGACACUUUCUAUGGAUGAUUUGGAACGACAGAGUUCGUACAAUCUUAAGAAUUCUUUUGCUGUUGUGGGUUUGCUCCAUAAGACCGAUGAGUUUUACCAAAUGGUGAAACACCGAGUGUUUUACAUGGAUACUUCCUUGAAUCCAGAUGUUGUUGGAAAGCCUCACAAAACCAGUAAUCUGCUGGAAGCCAGAAGGUGCAAAGAUAUCUGGAAGAAUACGACAUUUCAAGAGAAUUUGCUGUCCAAGUCGCCAGCAUUGAGAGCCAUGAAUCGGUUGUACAACGUUGCAGUGGAAGUCAAUGAGUUCCAGAAGCAAGAAAUGCUUCAGUGUGGCUACGAGAUUGGCCCUGGUCUCACUAGUCCAGCAUGA
Molecule: messenger RNA, 3756 nt
Organism: Seminavis robusta
Lineage: Eukaryota; Bacillariophyta; Bacillariophyceae; Naviculales; Naviculaceae
Source: the annotation of a GenBank genome assembly